GCCCCGGCGCGCGGCGGCUCCGGUUCGUCUCGGCCUCCCCACACCGUCGAGUUGGACCUCCGCUGGGCUACAGGGGCCGCGGAGCGCACCCCGCUCCUGCCGCCGCGGCCCUAGCACUCCGCGUCCCUGGCCUCGCUCCGGGAGGCUGGGGGCCCUGAGAAGGCGCGCGCCGACCUCCGGCGCGUCCCCGCCCGCGAGUCAGCCGGCCCCGGCCCCGGCGCGCGCCAAUUUCCGUAUCCGGCUUCAGGCGUUUCCGGGCGUAGCGGGCCCGUCGGGGAGGGUAUACCACAAACCUCCAGAUGCUGGUCUGUGAGAUUCAGCAGGGGAUGAGUCUAUCCUUUCAUUGGUAAGCCACUCUUCCCAACUGCUCUCCUACCAUCCACCAUCCUCAUGUCUACCUUACUCCUCAAUCUGGAUUUUGGCGAACCUCCCCCCAAAAAGGCAUUAGAAGGGAAUGCCAAGCACCAAAAAUUUGUCAAGAAGCGGCGGCUCUUGGAAAGGAGAGGCAUUCUGAAUAAGAAGAACCAGCCCCCUAAUAAUGUGCCUAAGUUGCACUCAGAACCUCCAAAGAAAGGGGUAACUCCCCAGGUGAAUGGCACUUGGAAAAUUUCUCCCCUUCCAAAAAAGAAGAAGACUGCUGCCUCCAGCACUGGGUCAGGGCAGUCCCUGGACAAGAAAGCUUCUGUGCCUUGGCUGACCCCUGCCCCUUCACAGAAGGCUGGUUCUCUUGUGGCUAAAGCAGAUUUGCUGGGGGAGUUCCAGAGUUCUCUUCCAAAGAUCAAGAGCCACCCAGCUCGCCCCCAGAAGAAGGACCCCCAGAAGAAGGACCCGCAAAAGAACCCGUCUCAGAAAAAUAUCCCACAGUACUCCACUCCAGCUCAUUCAGAGAAUAAAUGCUCUGGAGCAUCCCAGAAUGUGCCAAGGAAGAUGGUGGCAAUUGACUGUGAGAUGGUGGGCACAGGACCCAAGGGGCAUGUGAGUUCCUUGGCUCGAUGUAGCAUCAUCAACUACAAUGGAGACGUGCUCUAUGAUGAGUACAUCCUUCCCCCCUGCCACAUUGUGGACUACCGUACCAGAUGGAGUGGCAUCCGAAAGCACCACAUGGUGAAUGCUACACCCUUCAAGAUUGCCCGCGGCCAGAUCUUGAAGAUACUCUCAGGGAAGAUAGUGGUGGGACAUGCCAUCCACAAUGACUUCAAAGCCCUUCAGUACUUUCACCCCAAGUCUCUUACUCGCGACACCUCCCAUAUCCCUCCUCUCAACCGGAAGGCUGACUGCCCAGAGAAUGCUACCGUCUCUCUGAAGCAUCUCACCAAGAAGCUGCUAAACCGGGACAUCCAGGCUGGGAAAAGUGGACAUUCCUCUGUGGAAGAUGCUCAGGCCACCAUGGAGCUGUACAAGUUGGUUGAAGUUGAGUGGGAACAGCAUCUGGCCCAGAAUCCCCCAAAAGAUUAGCAGCAGUGGGGACACCGGUGAUGAAAGGAAGCAGAGGCAGCACCGCACCCAGGAGAAACAGCAGAGAACCAAUGGAUGGCGCUACCAGCUCCACACCUUUAGAAGCUUGAGUUGUUGGGGAGAGAGAGGCUCUACCCCAGACUUUUAAUUUCCAUUGAAAUCUCACCUCAGGUGUUGUGUUCUGUGUCUGAUUAAGUAUCCCAUGGAAGGAGGAAGUCUGUAUGUCAGCACCCAGCCCUAUACUGUUUACCUCUUAAAUGGUGCUAACCACAGGUCCCAGGGUGCUUUGUUCUAGUCCAGCUUUUUGACUUUCAAGGGGCAGGGCAUAGUGGGAAAUUUAGUUUCCCAAACUGCCUUAUAAUUAGGGUGGUUGUAUGUCCCACUGUAUGCCUUUUGUUCUCAAGUGAUUAACAGCACUCUUUUUCACUCAGAAGUAUCCUGGUUGGAUGAUAAAUUGUAUGAUCACAUUCCAUAUCAGAGUCUAUAUCUAGUCUGUCAGGAUAGCACCUGUUUUUCUCACGGUGACUUUGAGAGGAGCCAUCCCUGGUGAGGCUUAGUUCUUAGGGUUACAAGGCAGUAGAGGUAAGAGAAUGGAACUUGGAAGUCAACUUCUAUGACUUAGGAAAGCAAUCUCUUUCCUAAAGCAUUAGAGGAUUAAUUUAACUUCGAUCCCACUUGGUAGGUUAAAAAAGAAUUUAAAGUGUUUUAAUGGGUUUUUAGUUUUUUAUUUUGCUAAACCAAGCCUCUAAAAUAGACUCAAAUUAUUCCCUUGGUAAAUUUUUUUCCUUGAUAAAUUUUAAUAAUGAAGAAACAAA
This is a messenger RNA of Miniopterus natalensis, 2270 nucleotides long. It is a transcript of the gene ISG20L2, whose product is annotated as interferon stimulated exonuclease gene 20 like 2. Gene Ontology annotation, molecular function: 3'-5'-RNA exonuclease activity; nucleic acid binding. Gene Ontology annotation, cellular component: nucleus. The record is from RefSeq and is a predicted model, not a curated record. Lineage: Eukaryota; Metazoa; Chordata; Mammalia; Chiroptera; Miniopteridae.